Molecule: messenger RNA, 2418 nt
Organism: Fusarium keratoplasticum
Lineage: Eukaryota; Fungi; Ascomycota; Sordariomycetes; Hypocreales; Nectriaceae
Exons: 7
Coding region: 1-2418 (805 amino acids)
Biological process (GO): carbohydrate metabolic process
Molecular function (GO): aldehyde-lyase activity
Source: RefSeq, a predicted model, not a curated record
AUGCCCGGCGAAGUCAUUGACAGACCCAACCCGGCGCCGCUCGAGAGUCGGUUGCCAUAUGAGACCCUGGACCUUGCCGCGAGGCCGCCAAAGAAGGUCCUGGACAAGAGUGUUGCGCAGUCCCUGAAAGACUUUCAACAAGCAGCAUGCUAUCUUGCUGGGUCCAUGAUAUUCCUCCGGGACAAUGUCUUACUCGAGAGAGACUUGCGAUUAGAAGAUAUCAAGCCACGGCUGUUGGGUCACUGGGGAACAUGUCCUGGCCUCAUCCUCGUAUGGUCUCAUCUCAAUCUAUUAAUCCGGAAUCAUGACUUGGACAUGAUUUAUGUUAUUGGGCCCGGUCACGGCGCUCCGGCCGCUCUGGCAUCCCUAUGGCUUGAGGGCUCCUUGGAGCGAUUCUUUCCUCAAAAGUAUGGUGUUAACAAAGAUGGUCUACGAAACCUCAUCACAGGCUUCUCUGUUCCCGGAGGUUUUCCCAGUCAUAUCAACUCUGAAACCCCGGGAUCCAUCCACGAGGGCGGUGAGCUUGGCUAUGCCCUAGCAGUGUCGUUCGGUGCAGUCAUGGACAACCCUGACCUCAUUGUUACAUGUGUUAUUGGCGACGGUGAGGCUGAGAGCGGCCCAACUGCAGCCGCCUGGCAUUCCAUCAAGUACAUAGAUCCCGCAGAGUCUGGAGCGGUCAUCCCCAUCCUCCAUGCCAAUGGGUUCAAAAUCAGUGAGCGCACCAUCUUUGGCUGCAUGGACAACAAGGAACUUGUCAGCUUGUUCUCUGGCUACGGAUAUCAGCCGGCCAUCGUUGAGACCUUGAAUGAGAUCGACGUCGAACUUGCGAGCGCUUUAGAAUGGGCCAUCAGCGAGAUCAGGAGCAUUCAGAGAGCUGCGCGAGAGGGCAAGCCGAUUGCGAAACCGCGAUGGCCCAUGAUUAUCCUUCGAACCCCCAAGGGCUGGACGGGCCCCAAAAAAGUUGACAAUGACAUCAUUGAAGGCUCAUUUCGCGCUCACCAGAUCCCCAUUCCCAACGCCAACAAGGAUGAGAAGCACCUAAAGAUUUUGCAGGACUGGCUCCAGACCUACGACGCAGGUCGGUUGCUCAAGGACGGGAAACCUACCAAGAGCAUCUUGGAGAUCAUACCCCAGAAGGAUGAAAAGAGGCUUGGACAGCUUAAGCAGACGUACGACCCGUACAAGGCCCUCAAACUCCCUGAUUGGAAGCCGUUUUCUGUGGAAAUCUCUCAGCAGAGCAGCUGCAUGCAGCAGACGGGCAAGUUCCUGGACAAGGUCAUUACCGAGAACCCCAAGAGCUUCCGUAUUUUCUCUCCUGAUGAGCUGGAGAGCAAUAAGCUCAAUGCAGUUCUCGAGCAUACAGGUCGAAACUUCCAAUGGGACGAGUACUCGCGGGCUCAAGGUGGUCGGGUCAUUGAAAUCCUCUCUGAGCAUUGUUGCCAGGGAUGGAUGCAGGGCUACACUCUCACGGGUCGGACUGCGCUAUUCCCCAGCUAUGAGUCCUUCCUGGGCAUCAUCCACACCAUGAUGGUCCAGUAUUCCAAGUUCAACAAGGUUGCAGGCGAGGUGGAAUGGAGAGGCUCCCUCAGCUCCAUCAACUAUAUUGAGUCCAGCACCUGGGCCCGCCAGGAGCACAACGGCUUCUCGCAUCAAAACCCAUCCUUCAUCGGAGCCGUGCUGAAUCUCAAGGCCGAGGCCGCGCGGGUGUAUCUGCCUCCCGACGCCAACUGCUUCCUCAGUACCAUCCAUCACUGCCUGAAGUCCAAGAACUAUGUCAACCUCAUGAUCGGCUCCAAGCAGCCGACGGCUGUCUACCUUUCGCCUUCUGACGCUGCGGAGCAUUGCAGAAAGGGUGCGGGAGUCUGGAAGUUUGCAUCUACUGACGGUGGAAAGGACCCUGACGUUGUGCUUGUUGGGGUCGGUGUCGAGGUGACCUUUGAGGUUGUCAAGGCCGCCGAGAUGCUCCGACAGCUACUUCCAGACCUGCGAGUCCGUGUUAUCAACGUAACGGAUCUCAUGGUGCUUGCUUCUGAAUCUCACCAUCCACACGCGCUCAGUCGAGUCGACUUUCUAGACAUGUUCACCGAGGACAAGGCCGUGUGCUUCAACUAUCACGGCUACGCUGCGGAGCUCCAGGGCCUCCUCUUUGGUCGUCCUGGUUUGCACCGCAUGACAGUUGAAGGAUACAAAGAAGAGGGAACCACGACGACGCCGUUCGACAUGAUGUUGGUUAACGGGGUGAGCAGGUUUGAUGUGGCGAAGCGAGCGCUGAGAGGUGCCGCCAAGUGCAAGGACGAGGUCAAGAAUAAACUAGACGGCAUGUUGAAGAAGAUUGAUACAAGAGUUGAAGAAGUCAAGGCGUAUAUUAGAGAUGAGGGCACCGACCCAGACGAGUUGUAUGAUAUGCCCGACUUCUAA